Aphanomyces invadans is the source of this 228-nucleotide messenger RNA. RefSeq lists its product as hypothetical. Lineage: Eukaryota; Oomycota; Saprolegniomycetes; Saprolegniales; Verrucalvaceae. The coding region runs from base 1 to 228 and encodes 75 amino acids. The transcript is spliced from 2 exons. The record is from RefSeq and is a predicted model, not a curated record.
AUGUGUGUCCUGUUAAAACGGCUGCGCUACCCGAUCUCAUACUACGACUUAAUCGCUACGUUCGGCCGCUCUCGGGAGCAGUUGUGCCGCAUUUUCAACUACAUGGUCCAGUUUGUCUACGAUCGAUGGAAGUCUGUCAUCUACUGCAACACAAAGAUUGUGCGGUCUCGUAUCGGCCAUGCCACAUCAAAUGGUGCUGAAGGGCUCAACCUGCAAAAGCGCAUCUAA